AUGCAAACUAUCAGGAAGGAAAUCUUAGCAAUCAUAGGCAUAGAUGACGAAGUUGUGGCAGAUUUUGUGCUUGAAAUUUGUGGAAAAUGUAAUACCAUCGAUGACUUUAUUAAACGAAUCGAAGAGCUAGACGUUAAUAUUCCUGAGCCAAAAAUUAGGACUCUUUUCAACAUCAUCACUGCGCGAAAAGAUGAUAAAAAAUGUACUGCUCAUGAAGAAGCCAAAGCUAAGGUUUCAAAAUUACUUAACGAAGAGUUAGGUCCACUAGAUCCUGUUGUUGUUGAUUUUAUUGAUGAAAUAUGUUCUAAGAAUGACUCUCUGACUGCAUUCCAUGCAGCUAUGGAGGAAAUGGAAUGUGGUAUGAGCUCUAGUUGUAUAUUUAAGAUAUUCAGGCUCCUGAAGCCUAGUAAAGCCCUUAGGAAAGAAGAACCGCAGAGGGAGAUUACUGCCCUUACACUUCCGGACACCAAACCUACAUGGGAUGAUAUCAAAACCGACAAAUACCAGCUUCCGGCAUCAGAUCCAGCCCCUAUUAAAGGGAAAAUAUACUCAGCUAAAGUCAAAACAAUUACUACUUUCGGGUGUUUUGCAAGAAUACUAGGAGUUAUGGAACGGAAUUGUGAUGGAUUAGUACAUAUAUCUGAAAUGAGCAUGGAGAGAGUUUCAUCGCCAAAAGAUGUUGUACAAAUUGGUCAAACAAUCUUUGUGAAAGUAGUGAAAAUUCAGUCUAAUGGGAAAAUAUCAUUAAGCAUGAAGGCGGUUGACCAGCAAACGGGGAAAGAAGUAGUUGAACAAUUUAGUAAACCACUUACGAGAGAUCGUCAAACUCGGAAGCUUACUUCUGCAGAAAGAUGGGAGAUCAUGCAAUCGAUUCAAAGUGGUGUUGCAUCCAUAGAUGACUUCCCUGAGCUACAAGAGGAAAUGCGGGAGCAACAUGACAAUUCACGGGAGACUCAGUCUAAGAAACGGAUUCCUGUUGCAGAAGAAGUUAUUUCAGUGGAACUUAAUACCAAAUUUGAGCCAAAAUUUUUAGUGGGACAAGUUGAUCAAUUCAAAAGGCCCGAAAUGCCAACGAUUGCCAAAGUUCCCAAGGGAUCGAUGGCUAAUGUAUCUCUUAAUGGAUCGCAUACAUUGCUGGAGCACAGAAAGAUUAAGAUUAAGAAGAAAAAGGAAGCUGAAGCGGAGCUUAGACGCCAAAGGAAUUUGGAUGAUCCUAUACUGGCUCCAGAAAAGGAAUUUACUGACAAGCAGCUUGCUACUACUGCAUGGGAAAGGAAUAGAAUGAAAGAAAAUAUUACAUACGGCAAAAGGGUGAAUCUGCCAAUGAAACAGCAAAGGGAAAGCCUCCCAAUAUUUUCCUUGAGACAAGAAUUAGUAAAUGUUAUUUCAGCCAAACAAUUUGUUGUAAUUGUUGGUGAAACCGGUUCAGGUAAAACAACACAGUUGACACAAUAUUUGUACGAAGAAGGCUUCACAGUUAAUGGUAUCAUAGGAUGUACACAACCACGUCGUGUUGCUGCAGUUUCGGUCGCCAAAAGAGUAGCUGAAGAAAUGGACUGUGAUCUGGGGCAGGAAGUUGGGUAUACAAUCAGAUUUGAAGAUGAGACCUCGCCUAGGACGAAGAUUAAGUAUAUGACAGAUGGUAUGCUUCAAAUAGAGGCGCUACUGGAUCCUUUAAUGUCUAGAUAUUCUGUAAUAUUACUAGAUGAAGCCCAUGAACGUACUGUUGCCACAGAUGUAUUAUUUGCAUUACUGAAAAAGGCAGCAAUGAAGAGACCUGAUUUGAAGGUUAUUGUAACAUCAGCGACAUUGGAUGCGGGCAAGUUUUCCAGAUAUUUCAACGACUGCCCAAUAGUCAAAAUUCCUGGGAGAACAUUCCCUGUAGAUGUGAAAUAUGCUGAAACUCCCCAAAUGGAUUAUAUCGAAAGUGCUUUGGACACGGUUAUGGAAAUACAUAUUAAUGAGGAUCCAGGGGAUAUAUUAGUAUUUCUGACUGGCCAAGAGGAGAUUGACACUUGUUGUGAAAUAUUAUAUGAGAGGAUCAAGACAUUAGGAGAUGCGGUCCAACAACUGGUUUUACUUCCUGUGUAUUCGGCACUGCCGAGCGAGAUACAAUCCAAAAUUUUUGAACCCACACCCGAGGGGACUCGGAAGGUUAUCUUUGCUACUAAUAUUGCAGAAACUUCGAUCACUAUUGAUGGAGUUUAUUAUGUUGUUGAUCCUGGGUUUGCAAAAGUAAACACAUAUAAUCCUAGAGCCGGUAUGGAACAGCUUAUUAUAUCGCCCAUUUCACAGGCCCAAGCCAAUCAACGUAAGGGAAGAGCAGGAAGAACAGGCCCUGGUAAGUGUUUCCGUUUAUACACUGAAGCUGCCUUUAAUAAUGAAAUGAUGCCAAAUUCUGUCCCAGAGAUACAGCGUAUGAAUCUUGAGCAUACAAUUUUGAUGUUAAAGGCAAUGGGAAUUAAUGACUUGUUAAACUUUGAAUUUAUGGACCCACCGUCGAAAUCCUCGAUGGCCCAAGCAUUGGAAGCGUUAUAUAAUUUACAGGCUUUGGAUGAUGAUGGAUAUCUAACUACACUAGGCAAACAGAUGUCACAAUUUCCUAUGGAACCUUCGCUCUCUCGAGCGUUAAUUGCUGCGGUUGGAAAUAAUUGUUCUGAUGAAAUUCUGACUAUUAUUUCGAUGUUGUCUGUUCAAAAUGUAUUCUACAGGCCCAAAGAAAAACAACAAGAAGCCGAUACCCGGAAGGCUAGAUUCCAUCACCCUUACGGAGAUCAUUUAACAUUAUUGAACGUUUACAAGCGUUGGCAGGACAAUAAUUAUAGUAAAACUUUUUGCAUUGAGAAUUUCCUUCAUGAGCGCCAUAUGAAGCGGGCUAGAGACGUUAAGAACCAAUUACAGCUAAUUUUCAAGAAACUAGGCUUACCGGUUGUAAGUUGUCACAACCAGUUGGAUCUAAUAAGAAAAUCAUUGGUAUUUGGGUUUUUUAGAAAUGCUGUUAAAAGAGAUAUAACUGCUGGGUACAAAAGAAUAGUAGAUGGUACAUCGGUCAGUAUCCAUCCGUCAAGCUCUUUGUUUGGAAAAGAAUAUGACUAUUUAAUAUAUCACAGUCUUGUAUUAACUACAAGAGAAUAUAUGUCGAAUGCAACUGUCAUUGAUCCUCAAUGGCUAACUGAGACUGCGCCCCAUUAUUAUAAAGUUGCUGAUGCAGACAGUGAUUCUAAGAAAAAAGCCAAAAUCAUACCACUACAUAAUAGAUUUUCCAAGGACCAGGACUCUUGGAGAUUGAGUUCUAUUAGACAGUCUAAGGAAAGGGCAUUAGGAAUAAAAAGAUAA
Molecule: messenger RNA, 3336 nt
Organism: Eremothecium sinecaudum
Lineage: Eukaryota; Fungi; Ascomycota; Saccharomycetes; Saccharomycetales; Saccharomycetaceae
Gene: PRP22
Product: DEAH-box ATP-dependent RNA helicase PRP22
Exons: 1
Coding region: 1-3336 (1111 amino acids)
Biological process (GO): spliceosomal complex disassembly
Cellular component (GO): intracellular anatomical structure; catalytic step 2 spliceosome
Molecular function (GO): ATP binding; RNA binding
Source: RefSeq, a predicted model, not a curated record